UGUGCUGUAUUUAUUUUUGAAUCCAAGUGAUUUUUUUGGACUUUGAAACAGUCCAUGAAUUAAAUUAAAUUCAGCUUUAUUUAUCUUACAAUUGUUCAUAAGUUAUCCUAAAAAUAUGGUUCGAGCUUGGUACAUGAACGAUAAUGACAAUGAAGAUCAGCGUUGUGAACGGCAUUUAUCGCCACCACUUUAUGUUAAUCUGGAUGAAUUGAAAGAGAAAACGGGCGUUCUUUAUUGGCAGAUCAAUGCGGAUAAUUAUGAGAAUGAUGAAACUUAUGCACAAAUUCGCCAAGAAAGAGGCUACGAUUAUCAGGAUAAUCUGGAGAUAAGCAAAGAAAAACUGGCCGAUUACGAGAGUAAAUUGAAAAUAUUUUUCACCGAACAUCUCCAUGCUGAUGAAGAGAUACGGUUCUGUUUAAAUGGCAGUGGUUAUUUUGAUGUUCGUGAUCGUCAGGAUCGAUGGAUUCGAAUCAAAAUAGAAAAGAAUGAUUUACUUGUUUUACCAGCCGGUAUAUAUCACCGAUUUACAUUGGAUCAAAGCGAUUAUAUCAAAGUAAUACGAUUAUUCAUUGGCCAGCCAUGUUGGACAGCCAUCAAUCGACCUGCAGAUGAUCAUCCAGCACGUCAAUCAUGGAUCAAAUUGGUUACCUAGCAGAAAAAUCAAAAAUCAAUGUAUUCACUGACUUGAUUGAUUUUGUUUAUUGUUGUGGAAAAUUGUCAUUUAUUCAAAAGUUCAAUUUCAAACAAAAUGUCUCAAUUAAUCAUUGUUGUGCUUUAAUUAGCUCUAAAUGCAAUAAAUAAACACAUUAUGCCAA
This is a messenger RNA of Dermatophagoides farinae (American house dust mite), 815 nucleotides long. RefSeq names its product acireductone dioxygenase 1 (gene Adi1). Lineage: Eukaryota; Metazoa; Arthropoda; Arachnida; Sarcoptiformes; Pyroglyphidae. The record is from RefSeq and is a predicted model, not a curated record. Gene Ontology annotation, molecular function: acireductone dioxygenase [iron(II)-requiring] activity.